AUGUACAGCAUGAUGAUGGAGACCGACCUGCACUCGCCCGGCGGCGGCGGGGGCGGCGGGGGCGGCGGCGGCCCGGCCCCCACGAGCCUGGCGGGCGCGGGCGGCGGCGCGGGCGGCGGCGCGGGCGCCAAGGCCGGGCAGGACCGCGUCAAGCGGCCCAUGAACGCCUUCAUGGUGUGGUCGCGCGAGCGGCGCAAGAUGGCCCAGGAGAACCCCAAGAUGCACAACUCGGAGAUCAGCAAGCGGCUGGGCGCCGAGUGGAAGGUCAUGUCGGAGGCGGAGAAGCGGCCGUUCAUCGACGAGGCCAAGCGGCUGCGCGCGCUGCACAUGAAGGAGCACCCGGACUACAAGUACCGGCCGCGCCGCAAGACCAAGACGCUGCUCAAGAAGGACAAGUACUCGCUGGCCGGCGGGCUGCUGGCGGCGGGCGCGGGCGGCGGCGGCGCGGCCGUGGCCAUGGGCGUCGGCGUGGGCUCGGCGGCCGUGGGCCAGCGCCUGGAGAGCCCGGGCGGCGCGGCGGGCGGCGGCUACGCGCACGUCAACGGCUGGGCCAACGGCGCCUACCCGGGCUCGGUGGCCGCCGCCGCCGCCGCCGCGGCCAUGAUGCAGGAGGCGCAGCUGGCCUACGGGCAGCACCCGGGCGCGGGCGGCGCGCACCCGCACGCGCACCCGGCGCACCCGCACGCGCACCACCCGCACGCGCACCCGCACAACCCGCAGCCCAUGCACCGCUACGACAUGGGCGCGCUGCAGUACAGCCCCAUCUCCAACUCGCAGGGCUACAUGAGCGCGUCGCCCUCGGGCUACGGCGGCCUCCCCUACGGCGCCGCGGCCGCCGCCGCCGCCGCCGCCGCGGGCGGCGCGCACCAGAACUCGGCGGUGGCGGCGGCGGCGGCGGCGGCGGCCGCGUCGUCGGGCGCGCUGGGCGCGCUGGGCUCGCUGGUGAAGUCGGAGCCGCCGAGCGGCAGCCCGCCCGCCGCCGCCGCGCACUCGCGCGCGCCCUGCCCCGGGGACCUGCGGGAGAUGAUCAGCAUGUACCUGCCGGCCGGCGAGGGCGCGGACCCGGCGGCCGCCGCCGCGCAGAGCCGCCUGCACUCGCUGCCGCAGCACUACCAGGGCGCGGGCGCGGGCGUCAACGGCACGGUGCCCCUCACGCACAUCUAG
Messenger RNA from Perognathus longimembris pacificus (Pacific pocket mouse), 1164 nucleotides. RefSeq names its product transcription factor SOX-1-like. Lineage: Eukaryota; Metazoa; Chordata; Mammalia; Rodentia; Heteromyidae. Gene Ontology annotation, biological process: anatomical structure morphogenesis; cell differentiation; regulation of DNA-templated transcription. The record is from RefSeq and is a predicted model, not a curated record. Gene Ontology annotation, molecular function: RNA polymerase II cis-regulatory region sequence-specific DNA binding; DNA-binding transcription factor activity, RNA polymerase II-specific.